Molecule: messenger RNA, 354 nt
Organism: Hyaloscypha bicolor E
Lineage: Eukaryota; Fungi; Ascomycota; Leotiomycetes; Helotiales; Hyaloscyphaceae
Exons: 1
Coding region: 1-354 (117 amino acids)
Source: RefSeq, a predicted model, not a curated record
AUGGCUUCGGUUGCUGCAGCACGUUUCAAGCUCGUAUUUUUCGUACCCCCAUCCUCUCUCCCAACAUGCAAAGCGGCAAUGUUCGCAGCAGGCGCUGGUCAUUAUCCCGGCCCAAGAAACUACACAGAAUGCUGCUUCGCCUCUAUGGUACCGGUCAGCUUCGCCCUGGAGACACAGCGACCCCAUAUACCUGAGACUAUGGGCGUACUUGAAGAGGUCCAGGAAGCAAGAGUUGAAACGAUUUGCCUUAGUGAGGAGGUUGUUCGGAGAGCAGUUGAGGCGUUGAAGGGGCAAGUUCGCGGGAACUUGGAGCUCUGGGCCGCCUUUACACUUCGAAGAGUUGUUAUGGAUUGA